Molecule: messenger RNA, 632 nt
Organism: Sesamum indicum (sesame)
Lineage: Eukaryota; Viridiplantae; Streptophyta; Magnoliopsida; Lamiales; Pedaliaceae
Source: RefSeq, a predicted model, not a curated record
CCUUUUUCCAAAUUCAGUUGUUAAUACCUAAAAUAUCCUUGAUAAGCUUUCCACCACCUUCAUCAUCUCAAGAAAAGCAAUGACAAAAAAGAGCCACUCAAAUGUUCAAUAAUUGGACGCUUAUGCAUCAACUCCACUACCAUCAACCUCUAUAAUAUACUUUCCCCCCUUUUGAAUCCCACCGUCUCCUUUCCCCCCUCUAAGUUUAGCAUCACUCUCAGCCUUCUUCACUAAGAAAAAUCAUUCAGUACAUUGCCCUACUUAUUUGCACGAACCAUUACCAGAUAUUAGACCACGGAGACACAAGAGUAGAAUAACACACUUUUGUCCCUACUUCAUAACAAGAAACACACAGAGAACACACACUGAACUGGAAUUAUGAGUGCUGAUUGGGGACCGGUGGUGGUGGCAGUGGUGAUGUUCAUCCUCCUCUCGCCGGGGCUUUUAUUCCAGUUGCCGGCAAGGACGAGGGUGAUUGAAUUCGGCAACAUGUACACUAGUGGAAUCUCUAUCUUAAUUCAUGCAAUUUUGUACUUUUGUAUCUACACCAUCUUGAUUGUUGCCAUUGGAAUUCAUAUACAUGCUGGCUGACUUCACAUGUAAACAUCAUUUUCAAGAAUACAAGUUAUUCC